GAAUGAAAGAAAUAAUGUAAAGAAAGAGUGUAAAUUUUUGUUUUCUUCUAAAUUUCCCGCCCUCGUUCUUUAUCUCUUCCUAGCUUCUUCCCCAAAUCUCCGUCGUUUCCAUUUUUUUUCUUUCUCAGAGGGAGUAGUCGAUUGACCACUGAGACGUCAAGAAUCAGAUAAUCCAGUUGGAGCCAAUUGAGGAUUGCCCGGAAUUAGCCGAUCCAAGUUCCUCUCUCUGGAGCCACAAACCCUAAAACCAUGAGGGAUCCACCGGCGUUUCGUACCUCGAGCGGAUCAGCCAAGAGAACCAAAUCAACCAAACGCUACGUUCCGCAGAAGAAUUCCGUGGCAUAUGCUUUGUUGAUCACGCUUUACAGGGGAACCGAAAAUGGAGAUGAAUUUAUGCGUAAGCAGGAGCUUAUUGAUGCAGCUGAAGCAAGUGGACUUUCUCGUGUGCCGAUUAUGCCGGAGAAGGGGAAGGGAAAACCUACAACUCUCGGCAAUUCUGCCAAGGAAUGGUAUAGUGGUUGGUCCUGCAUGAAGACGUUGAUAACCAAAGGACUGGUUCUGAAAUUGAGUUGCCCCGCAAAGUACAUGCUUACUGAAGAAGGUCAGGAAGUUGCCCGUGAAUGUCUCAUGAGGUCCGGUUUGGCGGAUCCUGCGGAAAAAGUUUCUAAUGCCAAAGGGUUGUCUGUCGUGGAUGUGAAUGUAUCAGAACAGGACCUUUCUCAUCCUGAGUCAGUGACAGAUAUGACAUUGUUGUCCAGUAAUUCAAGUAGUGAGGAGAACUUAAUUGAUAUGCCAUGGGAAUGUCUUGACAAGAGUUGUCCCGUGCCAAAGUCUAGUUCUCCGGGUGUCAAAGCAAGUUCAAAAGCUUUAUCCAUUCCACCUCUAAGCUUUGGGGAGAGAUUUGAAGAUGCUUAUGAAGUAGUCUUUCUAUUAGAUGACCGAGAGCAAUUGGCCGCUCAGAUAUUGCGGUCUAGGAGCAUUAUUGAGAGUGUUAUUUCUGAAUCCAAAAUUAAAGUAGAGGUCAGACGGUUACCAGUCGGAGAUGGGAUUUGGAUAGCUCGCCAUAAUUAUCUUGAGACUGAAUAUGUACUUGAUUUUAUUGUUGAGAGGAAGAAUGUUGAUGAUUUACGCUGUUCAAUAAGUGACAACCGUUUCAGGGAUCAAAAAUUGAGACUUUUGAGGUGCGGACUCAAAAAGCUGAUAUAUCUUGUGGAAGGUGAUCCCAAUUCUUGUGAAGCAGCAGAAAGCAUUAAAACAGCCUGCUUCACAACUGAAAUUUUGGAGGGUUUUGAUGUUCAGAGAACUGAAAACUUGACUGAAACCUUAAGGAAGUAUGGUUAUCUUACUGAAGCAAUAUUUAAAUAUUACAAAGAACUUCCUGAGGAACAGUGGAAGCAUGCUGGAGUUUGUCUUACAUUUGAUGAAUUUAACAAAAGGAGUCAAGACCUGGAUAAAAUGACAGUCAGUGACGUAUUUGCUGUUCAGCUCAUGCAGGUCCCCCAGGUGACUGAGGAAGUUGCCAUUGCUGUUCUGGAUUUGUACCCAACGCCUUUUUCUCUUGCCCAUGAAUACUCUCUACUUGAGGGUGAUGUCCGCACACAGGAGGAGAUGCUUAGAACACAGAGUAACAAUGUUGUAAACGCUGCUGCUAGUAAGAAUAUUUUUCGCUUUGUAUGGAGCAAUUGAUUGAGGUUUAUCUCCCAUAGAGAAAAGUAGGAUUGGAUUGUUAGUCCUAUACUAAGUUUGCAAUGUAAUAUGAGGAACUGGUUUUUUUUUUUUUUCCUUCUCUUU
Molecule: messenger RNA, 1791 nt
Organism: Rosa rugosa (rugosa rose)
Lineage: Eukaryota; Viridiplantae; Streptophyta; Magnoliopsida; Rosales; Rosaceae
Product: crossover junction endonuclease MUS81-like
Exons: 12
Coding region: 250-1686 (478 amino acids)
Biological process (GO): resolution of meiotic recombination intermediates; mitotic intra-S DNA damage checkpoint signaling; DNA catabolic process
Cellular component (GO): nucleus; Holliday junction resolvase complex
Molecular function (GO): crossover junction DNA endonuclease activity; DNA binding; 3'-flap endonuclease activity
Source: RefSeq, a predicted model, not a curated record